AUGGUGCAUGUGGAAGCUGUUACACCGCUACGACGGCUGCUCAGCGAUGCGCGCCCAAGUUGGAGCGAGAAAGAUCUGGCAGCAGUGGAAGAGAAGCUGUCGCGUGUGGGUGCUACCACGGUGGGCGAGCUAGCCAAGCUUUUGGCCCAUGGUCUCAACAAGCGGCUGCAUGCUGCUGGCUUGAAGGCCUUCAAUAGCGAGACCCUUGCAGCUUUACGAAAUCGAUUAGAGACGGAAUCAAGAUCUGGCCUAGACAGUUCCAAUGACAAGAGGGCGGGGGACGCGAAAGACGAGAACUCGUCACAAACGAAUACAAGCAAGCAAGAGAUGAAAGCGCAGCAGAAGCAAGAGAACACCGAGUCCGAUUUCGCCAAGGCUGGAAAGGUUGACAGUGAGCGCAAUGAGCAUAGUGAGCGCCCAAAGGUGGUGCCAACUGCCAAGGAGCCUCCGCCGCCGCCGCCUCCACCCACAUCCCCUUUCAGCUAUUCUCCCUCAUCCACGUUUGGCCGAGCAGAAGCUCUAGGUGAGACACAGCUCAUCAAGGCAGUUCGGCAAAGCGACAUCCGUACUGUCCAGUAUCUUCUGACUCAUCGAGCUGACCCAAACGAGAAGGACAACUUUGGUGAAACAGCCUUGAUGGAGGCGGCUGGUCAAGGACAAGCCCAGAUCUGUAGAAUAUUGCUGGAGAAUGCAGCCAAUCCCACAUGCCGAUCACCUUCUGGAUUAAGUGCAACGCAGCUGGCAUCAGAACACCAAUCCAUCGCGCACUUAUUCGCCUUGCCACCGGACUACUGGUUUGACAGGGGUCUCCGACUUGCGGCUCGUCAACAUGACGUACAGAAGGCUGAGCUAUUGCUACAGCGAGCAAAGGCAGAGGAGGUCAGCUUGAAUUUUCAACGGAAAGAUGCCAAUGGUUUUGCUGUGCUUCAUGUGUGUACUGCCCGAGCUCCUGAUUCUGAUGACGGCCGUCGGCUUGUCAGGCUCCUGAUUUCAGCGACUGCGGCAGUAAACGCAACCAAUCUGCUCGGCGAGACUCCGCUCAUCCUUGCUACCAGGGCUUCUGCAGACGCCAAGAGAGCUUUGAGGAUGAGCAUUGUGCAGCUGUUGCUCGACUCUGGCGCUUCCGUCAACACGUCUGACGCAGUCCUGCACGAGACGCCCCUAAUGGAAGCUGCGGGAAUAGGAGAUCCGGACGUGGUCUUCACGUUGCUGCAAGCCCGGGCAGAAGCAGCAAGAAGCAGUGCAAGUGGUCAGACAGCUCUGGAUUUCGCUUCUUCGGAAGAGGUAACGUGGAUGCUCAAGAACCCUUUGGAGGCUCAGCGAGCUCGGGCACAUGCUAGUGCACAGCCCAAGCCUGCUGCACCACCUCGGCCAAACCAUGCUGUGCCACCACCACAGCCAAAGUCUGCCGUGCCUCCAAAGGCGGCUCGACCCUCUCCCAAACCCAGUGCUCCAAAGCGCCCGCUAACAUAUGCAGAGCGCCUCCAGAGCCUUCUCACCAAGUACCCAGGAUUCCAAGGUUCUGGGGUGGAUCUUCCGAGUCAUGCCUGGCAAUGGACGCCUGAAGAGCUGGAGCUCUUCAUCGGCAGCAUGGGUCAGUUCUGGCCUCCGGGACGAGCCAAGCCGAGUGCAGGCUCGAAUCGAGGUCCUGGAAAUCGCAGCAAAGGGCCUCCUCCAGAUCCAUGGGAGCGUCCUUCAAUGGCUUCCAUGCAACCGCUGAAGGCCUACUACCAGGCUCUUGGUGUACCGGAGGGCACGCGCGACAGGAACGUCCUCAAGAAGGCUUACAGGCAGGCUGCGCUGAAGUGGCAUCCAGACAAGAACCCGGACAAUCCUCUUGCUUCUGCCAACUUCCAGAAGGCGUGCGAUGCAUUCGAGCAACUUGGUCAAACAAGUUCUGGAAAUCGAAGAUUUUAUCGACAUGCUGCGCAUGUAUAG
Messenger RNA from Symbiodinium natans, 1938 nucleotides. The record is from the annotation of a GenBank genome assembly. NCBI's taxonomy places the organism in Eukaryota, Dinophyceae, Suessiales, Symbiodiniaceae.